Cyclopterus lumpus (lumpfish) is the source of this 759-nucleotide messenger RNA. RefSeq names its product claudin 7a (gene cldn7a). The transcript is spliced from 4 exons. The record is from RefSeq and is a predicted model, not a curated record. Gene Ontology annotation, molecular function: structural molecule activity. Gene Ontology annotation, cellular component: plasma membrane; bicellular tight junction. The coding region runs from base 118 to 759 and encodes 213 amino acids. Gene Ontology annotation, biological process: bicellular tight junction assembly; cell adhesion. NCBI's taxonomy places the organism in Eukaryota, Metazoa, Chordata, Actinopteri, Perciformes, Cyclopteridae.
CACCACAAGUGGCGUGUAAAGACGCAUUUGCUGGAGCUUUACGCAUCGCAACAGUGGAGAGAAGGGCUCACGGGAUCACACAAGUGCAUUUAGGGAAGGACACGUCUCUUGAAAACUAUGGCGAACUCCGGUAUUCAGCUGUUGGGCUUUUUCCUGUCGUUACUUGGCAUCGUUGGACUGAUCAUCGGGACUAUUCUGCCGCAGUGGAAGAUGUCCGCGUACAUUGGGGACAACAUCAUCACCGCCGUGGCCAUGUACCAGGGACUGUGGAUGUCGUGCGCUUUCCAGAGUACCGGGCAGCUCCAGUGUAAGAUCUACGACUCCAUCCUGCAGCUCGACAGUUCACUUCAGGCCACUCGUGCCUUGAUGAUAGUGGGCAUCAUUGUGUCCGUCGCAGGUCUGGGCGUGGCCUGCAUGGGAAUGAAGUGCACCACCUGCGGAGGGAGCGAGAAGCUGCGCAAGUCCCGCGUCGCCAUGACCGGAGGCAUCAUCCUGCUAGUGGGAGGGCUGUGUGCCAUCGUAGCGUGCUCCUGGUUUGCUCAUAACGUGAUCCGGGCUUUCUAUAAUCCCUACACUCCAGUCAACACCAAGUUUGAGUUUGGCGCCGCCAUCUUCAUCGCCUGGGGCGGCUCCCUCCUCGAUGUCCUGGGCGGAGCCAUGUUGGCGGCUUCCUGUCCACGGAAGAAACUCGCGUCCAAGUACCCGUCCAUGGCCGGUACCCGCUCUGGUCCUCCGAGCAGCACUAAAGAAUAUGUCUGA